AUGUUGAGAAAUCACAUCACAGAAAGCUGGAGGAUUAGGGAGAGAGGGAGAGAGAGCGACUUCGUCAUCACCAAAAGCGAGACGAGACCCUUCAGAAAGUCGACUUGUCAGGAAGUUGCUCGCUUGUCUUGUCAGACCUAUGCCCCACACCUUUUGCAAAUCUCCUCUGUUUUUCUUAGAGCUUUGAGGUAGAAACCCACAAAAACGGC
Molecule: messenger RNA, 209 nt
Organism: Amoebophrya sp. A25
Lineage: Eukaryota; Dinophyceae; Syndiniales; Amoebophryaceae
Source: the annotation of a GenBank genome assembly